UUUAUGAUCUGGUAACACUUUCCGUCGCUGCGUUUUAUGCUAAAAGUAAACACAUUAACUUGAUAAACAAUGAACCUCGCCGACGUUUGCCGUAUUUGCGCCAACAAAAUUAUGGGCCACCAGCGAGAUCGCAACAUAUUCAUUCACAUGCGGGGAAAAUAUUUGGGUCAACUGAAGCUAAUCACGGGAGUGGAGCUGACAAGAAACCAGGGGCUGCCGGAGAUUGUUUGCGAGCGCUGCUUCUCCGAGCUGGACCUGGCCACCAAGUUCCGCGAGCGGUGCAUCUUCUCGCAAAAGUACCUGCUGGAUAUCAUAAAGAAGACCAGUGAUCAAAGCACUGUUCACGUUGAGCUUAGUUCCGAGCCGCUGGACGAGCAACUGAUCGAUGCGGAUCAAUUGGAGACGCACUACGAUGACGACCAGUACGUUUGUUAUCAAGGCACGAAAGAGGAACACCAAGACCUAGAGGAAAUCGAGCUGGAUGACGACCCCUCUGCCGCUGUGAUAGCGGCAGCAGAGGCGGCAGCAGAAGCGGCGCAGCAGGAGGAUCUACAGGAGCAGGAAAUGGAGCGGGCCGCCAAGAGGCGCAGUAACUUCUUUAUCUGCGACGAGUGUGGAACCCUGUUCCACGAUGCGUUCCUGUACACCGAGCAUUUAAAUGGGCACCAGAACCGGCGGGAUAUGAACCAGUUCUUCCCCUGCCCUGAGUGCCCACAGACUUUUAACAAGAAGGCGCUUCUCAAGCAGCAUCGCACCCAGGUUCAUUUAAUUAACCGCAGGUUCCAGUGCACCAUCUGCCACGAGGCUUUCGCGUCUCUGGGCGCUAAGUUGCGGCACGACAAAGCCCAUAAGAACGAACGACCUUAUCCAUGCCUAGAAUGCGGAAUGAUCUUCAGCAGCGUUUCCGAAUUGCAGAACCACUUUUCGACACACUCAAAGCAAAUCCGAAAGUUCAGGUGUGAGCCUUGCAACAUGGAUUUUAUAACUCGCCGAGGCUUGGUGGCCCAUACAAAAACAGCACCGCAUAAGCGCCUUGCCAAAUAUAUGCAGGAUGAAUUCGAUUUCAUCGAAUUGGCAACCUAACCCUCAAUUAUUACCACCUUCUUUCUAAGUAAAUGCUAAGGUCAAAAAAAUAAAUCAUAAUUGAGUAGUUCAGUUUACUACUUCGCUACCAUAAUAUUCGACAAUGGAGUAUCGGUUCAAUGUUAUUUUUUUAUAAGUGUAUUUUUAAUUUAUUGAAAAUAAAAUUCCUUCAGUUUU
Molecule: messenger RNA, 1260 nt
Organism: Drosophila melanogaster (fruit fly)
Lineage: Eukaryota; Metazoa; Arthropoda; Insecta; Diptera; Drosophilidae
Exons: 4
Coding region: 70-1083 (337 amino acids)
Biological process (GO): positive regulation of transcription by RNA polymerase II
Cellular component (GO): nucleus
Molecular function (GO): zinc ion binding
Source: RefSeq, marked reviewed